CUCGGCGGCGCUGUUAAUGUUGGCGGGAGCCGGGCCGGGCGGGCUGCCUCUUCGGUGUUCUCUGCUCUUCGGCCCGGGCUGCAGGUGCUCGAGGGUGUUGCGGUGGAGUUCCGCGGCCCAACGUCACGAUGCGGGUGGCUGUGGCCGGCUGCUGUCACGGCGAGCUGGACAAGAUCUACGAGACUCUGGCGCUGGCGGAGAAGCGCGGCCCGGGACCGGUGGACCUGCUUCUGUGCUGCGGCGACUUCCAGGCGGUGCGCAACGAGGCCGACCUGCGCUGCAUGGCCGUGCCGCCCAAGUACCGCCACAUGCAGACCUUCUACAGGUAUUACUCUGGAGAGAAAAAGGCCCCGGUUCUCACCAUCUUCAUUGGGGGAAACCACGAAGCCUCAAACCAUUUGCAAGAGUUACCCUACGGCGGCUGGGUAGCGCCAAAUAUUUACUAUUUAGGUUUGGCUGGUGUUGUCAAAUACCGAGGAGUAAGGAUUGGUGGGAUCUCUGGCAUAUUUAAAUCUCAUGACUAUCGAAAAGGUCAUUUCGAGUGCCCUCCUUAUAAUUCAUCAACCAUAAGGAGUAUAUAUCAUGUGAGAAAUAUAGAGGUCUACAAAUUAAAACAGUUAAAGCAGCCGAUACAUAUAUUCUUAUCUCAUGAUUGGCCAAGAAAUAUAUAUCAUUACGGAAAUAAGAAGCAGCUUCUUAAGACCAAAUCUUUUUUCCGUCAAGAAGUGGAAAAUAGCACACUAGGGAGUCCCGCUGCCUCGGAGCUGCUGGAGCACCUGCAGCCUGCAUACUGGUUCUCGGCGCACCUUCAUGUGAAAUUUGCAGCCUUGAUGCAGCAUCAGGCCACAGAUAAAGAACAAACAGGCAAGGAAACCAAGUUUUUAGCUUUGGACAAGUGCUUGCCACACAGAGACUUCCUUCAGGUGUUAGAGAUAGACCACGACCCCAGUGCUCCUGAGUACUUAGAGUAUGAUGUUGAAUGGCUUACUAUUCUCAGGGCCACUGAUGACCUCAUCAAUGUGACUGGGGGCCUGUGGAAUAUGCCUGAAGACAACGGUCUACACACAAGGUGGGAUUAUAGUGCAACCGAAGAAGCUAUGAAAGAAGUAAUGGAAAAAUUGAACCACGACCCGAAAGUCCCCUGUAACUUCAGCAUGACUGCUGCAUGUUAUGACCCUAGUAAGCCGCAGACACAAGUGCAGCUGGUUCACCGGAUCAACCCGCAGACUACUGAGUUCUGUGCCCAGCUCGGCAUCACAGACAUCAACGUCAUGAUUCAGAAGGCCAAGGAGGAGCAUCAUGUGUGUGGUGAACAUGAACAGCAGGGUGAUCUGGGGACUGAUGGCUCGGAAGAGGAUCGGAGUGAAUACAACACGGACACAUCUGCCCUCUCCUCCAUUAAUCCAGAUGAAAUAAUGUUGGAGGAGGAGGAGGAGGAGGAGGAAGGGGUAAGUGCUCAUAGUGAUAUGAAUACACCUUCCGUGGACCGUUCUUCCGAUCAAGCUUCUGACCUCUCCACAAGCUUUUCUGAUGUCAGGAACUUACCAAGUUCCAUGUUUGUGUCUUCUGACGAUGCGUCCCGUUCUCCAGCUAGUGGAGAGGGAAAAUCUGGUGAAACUGUAGGGUCUGGGGACGAAAAAGACUUAGCUGAGUUUCCUCUGAAAAGGCUGAGUAAUGAACACGAACCUGAACAAAGAAAGAGGAUAAAAAGGAGGAACCAAGCCAUCUACGCCGCAGCGGACGAAGACGAGGCUGAUGAUGAAUAAGACAAGGACUUGGCUUUGUGAUAAAUAUAGGCGCGUGAUUUCAAGACCCUAUUUUUAGGGCAGAAUUUCUGAUUUAUUGCUGGACUUUGUAAUAAUGAAAUGAUGGAAUUUUGGUUAAAAGCUCUAUAUUUAGGUGUAUGUUUAUAUGAUUCAAAUAUAGACAUUAAAAUUUUAUAUGAAAUUUGAUUGAUGACCAUUUUUAAGAUAUUCACUUUUAUAGUUUUUAGCACUUACUACACAUGAAUUUUGAGAAACACUGUUCUCUAAGAUGGGACUAUGAAGAUUUUGUAAAUACAUUAAAUGACUCUUAAUUGCUGAAAUUA
Messenger RNA from Apodemus sylvaticus (European woodmouse), 2089 nucleotides. It is a transcript of the gene Dbr1, whose product is annotated as debranching RNA lariats 1. Gene Ontology annotation, molecular function: RNA lariat debranching enzyme activity. Gene Ontology annotation, biological process: mRNA splicing, via spliceosome. The transcript has 8 exons. The record is from RefSeq and is a predicted model, not a curated record. Gene Ontology annotation, cellular component: nucleus. The coding region runs from base 129 to 1766 and encodes 545 amino acids. Lineage: Eukaryota; Metazoa; Chordata; Mammalia; Rodentia; Muridae.